Molecule: messenger RNA, 1503 nt
Organism: Mycetomoellerius zeteki
Lineage: Eukaryota; Metazoa; Arthropoda; Insecta; Hymenoptera; Formicidae
Exons: 4
Coding region: 1-1503 (500 amino acids)
Source: RefSeq, a predicted model, not a curated record
AUGCUUCCCUACUACCAAAAUGACGAGUUCUUGAGGGCAGAGGACAUCUACAUGGAAACGUCAGACUUUCUUCUGAAUGCGCUAAGUAGACUCAUUGAGUGCCCCACCACUCCGUUAAUUAACCGUAGCGAUAAUUCUAUUGCGAUUCGAAUAAUCGUCUUUCACAAUUGCCACGUAUCGCAUUGCCGAAGUUCUCCGUCUGCCGUGUUGCGAGAUUCAGUACGUCUUGAACCAGGCGCAAAGUCGUUUACGCCAAAUGCGCCGAGCCCAUCCUGCGCCACAAGCGCCGCUUCCGUCGCUAACGUGCAGACCGUGCCUACAACGGACACUGCGCCUCCCGACGUUCUUCUUGCAAUCGCUUGGGUCGACCUUCAUACCAAUGAAGGCCGAAGUUUUAAAGUUCGUGCGUUACUGGAUCAAGGAUUCACAUUCAGUUUUAUUUCCGAGUCAUUAUGUCAAGCGUUGCCUCCGCGCACGCAAUCCGGACCGAAGUUCUCGUUGAAUCCAUAUGUUUUUCAAGGCAUUACGUCAUACGCUGCUUCUCGAACUCAGCCUCUCAAAUCGUGGCUUCACAAGGUCUCUCUUAUGCUUAAGGAUCCCGAUCCUUCUAGUCGACACCAGAUUCAUUUGCUAAUUGGUGCUAACUUAUACGGAUCUCUCUUAUUACAAGAUCUCCGCAAAGGACCUCCCGGUGCUCCUACCGCUCAAUUGACAGCCUUAGGCUGGAUAAUUUUUGGUCUCACAGGCCGCGGAUCUACUGUAUCCGAAAACACUGCUGUAUGCAAUCACGCAUCGGUUCAAGACAUAAACUCGCUUCUCCUGAAAUUCUGGGAAGGUGACUCGUUGCUCAUUGCGACUUCUCUUUAUCAUAAAAUGGAAAAGAAAUUAAGUCAACGCGAAGACAUUUUCAUUCCAUAUCAUGACUUCUUAAACGAGUAUCGCGCUCUAGGGCAUAUGAUUCAAGUUGAUCCUUGUAAAAAAAAUGUGGUUAAUCCGGUAUAUAUUCCUCAUAAUCUGGUUUUACGCGACUCUAGCUGUACGACAAGGUUACGCGUUGUCUUCAACGCUUCGUGUAAAACUAGCAGUGGCACUACAUUAAAUGAUCAUUUGUUGGUCGGACCGAAAUUGCAACAGGAUCUCUCUGCCAUUCUAUUGCGUUGGCGUCAAUGGCGCUACGUCUAUAUGGCUGACAUCGCUAAGAUGUUUCGUCAGAUCUCAGUUCAUCCUUCUGACACCGAUUUUCAGCGCAUCCUUUGGCGACCGUCCCGUGAGGCCGCACUGGAGGCCGCACAUUUUAGGCUACUUAUAGUCACUUAUGGCUUCACUCCAGCUCCAUAUCUGGCUAUGCGCGUCCUAAAGCAACUUUCCCUCGACGAAAGAUCGAGCUAUCCUGCUGCCGUUUCCGUUCUGAAUGACUCGAUUUACGUAGAUGACGCAUUGUUCGGCGCUGACAACGUCGAAGAGCUCGUUAACUGUCGCGUUCAAUUGAUUGAGCUAUUAUGA